This is a messenger RNA of Fulvia fulva, 393 nucleotides long. RefSeq lists its product as uncharacterized. Bases 1 to 393 code for a protein of 130 amino acids. The transcript has a single exon. The record is from RefSeq and is a predicted model, not a curated record. Lineage: Eukaryota; Fungi; Ascomycota; Dothideomycetes; Mycosphaerellales; Mycosphaerellaceae.
AUGGCGAGGAUCUACACCGCGGCAGUCUCUCCGAACACCAACGCGACCGACAGAAGCCCGCCCAAGAGGCGGCAGAAGAAGCGCGCGCGCAGGCAGGAUGAAGAUGGGGACAGAGAUGAGGACGAUGAGGGCAGCUUGAUUGCAGCGCUCCGCGACAUUGUUGACCUUGCCGACAACCCGCGCGCUACGCUCAAAGCAUAUCGGACACUAUGGCAGGACAACAUCAAGGCUGGAGGUCGCUCGAGCGCGAUCGAAGACGUGCCUGGGCAUGACACCAUCACCGCGCCUCUCAGGAAGGCGUUCUCAUACAUCUACGACAAUCCGGACAAGGCGAUCACUGCGAAACAGAACCGUACACAGAUCCGAGCUCUGCUGAAGGAAACAUGUCCCUAG